AUGUCGACUCUAUCGCCUCAGUUUGUCCGAACUUCAUCCCCGACAGAAAUGGCCUUUCAGGAUUCCAACUUUCAAGACCCCUAUCUCUCCGCGCCGUUAGACCCGGAGGAAGCCUCGUUCAGGUCGACCGCGAUCAGACUGACGCCUAUGAGGGGCGGAGAUCCCACCCAAAAUGGCAUGCGGGAUCUUUCUCCAUCUCCCUCAGAUCGUCAGGGCGCAUUCCCCCAUGAUCAUGGCCUCAAUCCCGCUUCUCUCCAUGCUGGCAAUCUAAAUACUUUCAAUGCCUCGAUACCGUCUUCGAAUUUCCUCAGCCCUCGAGAGAGUGCAUUUAGUAGCCCGAGUGCUCACACUUCGCCCGAUACUGAUUAUUGGGGAAGUGUGGACAUGAACCUGAACUGUGACCAGCAACAUAGCUUGAUGGUCCCUCAGAACAUGCACACCCCCGGUUCGGAGGGUUUCGAUUCCAUAGAAGGAGCCAUUUCAACCCAGCUACUCAGCCCAGACGCCAGUUAUAACCCGAGUCCGUCGCCUGAAUUGACUAAUACCAUGCUCUCCGUCACUACAGGGGAUAGCCGACUAUCAUCACCGAGUUUUCAGCAUCAUAGCUCUGGUGGUACACAGCAUCAACAACAGACCCCGUCUUUGAUCACGAGUCCCAUGAGCGACAACCUGAGUGCCAACUGGGGCGCUGAAUCCGCAAGAGCUGUCAGUCCCAUAGUCAAGGUCGAAACUUACACUCGUGGCGACUCGCCCGAAAGAGAUUCCUUCUCAAGACGACGACCCAGCCAAUCGACCAUGCACCUUCAGGUGAACGAGGACGACAAUGAUGACGGCGACGAUGAUAACGAACCAGAUGACACUGGUUUCUCGGAUUCUGGUCAUUCCAUCGCGCGAUCCCACGAUGGAUCCUGGGUUCGUGAUUUGACAACUGGACGGGCUGGUAUUGACCCGACAUCCAGGGACGAUAUCUUUGUGGUUAGCCCCGCUGAGAUGGAGAUUCAACGCGAGAUCAAUGAAAAGAAUGAGGGCAUCCGAACUUGGUCCGCUUCUGUGAGUGUCGCCAACAGCGAGGCAGGAGACGAUACCCCCGUGCACCGGGGACGGAAAGAGCACAAGGGAAACAGGCGCCGAGCAAAGAGUGCAGGGGAUCCGUCGCUACAGCAAGACUAUUUCAACUAUAAAUACCGAUAUGAUGACCCUACCAUCCCUGGCCCGGGCAUUCUGGUUCAUGAAAGCAGUGACGAGGAACUCAGUGAAUCCGCGUCCGAGUGGGCUGGAAGCGGAUCCGAAUCACCUCCAGUCAGUGUCAUCCACACAACCUCACUUGAACAACACCAGCCAGAGGAUGAGGAAAAUUUGCCUAGCCAAAUGUUACGAGGACCUCCUUGGCAGGAUAACUAUGACUCGGCCUCUCCAGCACCUAAAGUGCAACCCCAGAGUUCAAGUGCAGCCAUGAUGGAAUUUUUACGCCGGGCCAGGGACAUGGAAACGCUAUCGCGUGCCGCGACCUGGGGCACACGGGAGGCGGAUGUUAAUAGCAUCAUCGGAGCGGGCGGAUCAUUUGAGAACCUGUCGAUCAACGACGAUCACGGCAAGAAACAGGAGAGACGGAGUAGCCUACGAAAGUUUCUCCCUAAAAAGACCGCUUCCAACCUGAAACGCCAACUGUCCGAAAUUUCCGUCAGUCACCCUAAUGGUGAUGGUGUCCACCAAGAUGAGAAAGCCAGUCUUCAGAGGAAGGACAGCUUCCCGCACUAUCAUGGUCGUAAAUUGAGUAUUGGGCGAUCGCCCAAACAGUCCAAUCUCAGCGCGGGAGGAGCCAUGAUUGCAAUUGCAAGCCAGAUGGCGGCUAUUGGAGGCAGGGAUUCCGUUCGUGCCGUAUCGCCAAGCAAGCCGUCAGGCAACCCUUGGUAUUCUCAAAAGACUCGCGGGAGAAGCAGGAGUGAAAUACCCAGGCCUUCUUCACCGGGACUUGUUGACCUUAUGACAAGCCAUGGGGGACCCCCCGUGGCAAAUAUUGCCUACCCAACGAAUUCUACCAACGACCAACCGGCCCAGCCAGUAAGGCCUGAGCCGAGACAUGAUGCCGGUGAUGAUGAUGAUGACGACGAUGAUGAAAAUGUCGAUGACAAGGGCUUGGUGAUGGAUUUCCCUGUUUUAGCCAGUCUGCCCGUGCCAACGAUCGACGGCUUCAAGACACAGAUUUCCCAGCUAAACCCUAGGCUUCAACCAGCUCUGCUCGAGCGUUUUGCAAAUGAGCAGCUUAAGCGCUACAGAAAGCUGGUUGACGGCAAGCUUAACCACGGUCGUGCUGUGAGCAACAGUAACUGCACGGCUGGCCAAUACUGCUUUGCCCAAGGCGGAGAAGCCAAAAUGCUGGCUCCUCGGGCAAGUCCUCAAGACGAUUCUGCUCAUACCCAGUUCCAAAUCCCAGGACAGGGGACGGUUGAUGGUAACCCACAGGCUCUCGGGGAAAGCACAGUCACAGCGGCACAGUUUCCAUUGGGCGUGCCACUGCCACCGGUCCAACGUCUUCCGGCGGAAUUUGAGUGUCCCGUAUGCUUCAGAGUGAAGAAAUUCCAGAAGCCAUCGGAUUGGACCAAACAUAUCCACGAGGAUGUACAGCCAUUCACGUGUACCUUUGCCCACUGCAGUGAUCCUAAAUCAUUCAAGCGGAAAGCAGACUGGGUACGCCACGAGACCGAGCGGCACAGGAAACUGGAGUGGUGGAGUUGCACCGUCCCUGACUGCCAUCAUACGUGCUACCGGAAAGACAACUUCGUACAGCAUCUUGUCCGGGAGCAUAAGCUGCCUGAACCCAAGGUCAAGAAAUCCAAGUCCAAGAACUCCAAGGACCAGCCUGAUAUCAUCACACCGGAAAUGCAGGAAGAAGCCAACCGUGAGCGUGGGAUUGAGAUACUUUGGGAACUGGUGGAAAAUUGCCGGCACGAUACCCCGAAGAAUCCUCGCGAGGAGCCGUGUCGAUUCUGUGGCAAUGUUUGCAGUAGUUGGAAGAAACUCACAGUGCACUUGGCCAAGCAUAUGGAACAGAUCGCCAUGCCAGUACUGGCGCUCGUGAAGGAGAGGGAUCUUCCAGUCAACACGCUCGCAGAAUUCAACCCUGCCGGACUUAAUACGAACGCGCAUGGGACGGCUGGUCUACCACCCUAUCCGAACGGGAUCAAACACGAACAGGAGGGGAAGUUGAAUAAUAAUAAUAACAUGGACAUGACGCAAGGGCCAUAUUCGAAUAAUAGCCAUCAGCAACCGACAGGUCUUGCCAUGUUUACCCCCACCUAUCCGCCGCCCCACCUGACAACCACAUUAUCUAGCGGUUUUAUCUCCGCUGAGCCCGAGUCAUAUAACGGUAACGCGUUCGAUGAAGUGCCUGAGUAUCUAGAUGUGGAUCUCCCGCGAUCAGCAGGGGGCGAAACGCAAUUCAUGCCUCUGCAGCAGAAUUCAGUGACCUACCCCCCACCAUCACAGCCUAUGUCCAGGCCACGAACACCCAACCUAGGAGUACCGAAUCAAUAUCAUCUCCCUAUACCUUCGACGGAGCCUAUGAUUGAUCCACAGGGCCAGUUCUGCAUGUCUCCCGGUGCCGAGAGCAACUAUAGCCAUCCCACUUCCAUCGCACAGACCCUAUCGUAUGAUAGUUCUAUGGUGACAGACUACACCCAAACCUGCGAGCCACACUAUAUGUGA
Messenger RNA from Aspergillus wentii DTO 134E9, 3705 nucleotides. RefSeq names its product putative C2H2 finger domain protein. Bases 1 to 3705 code for a protein of 1234 amino acids. Lineage: Eukaryota; Fungi; Ascomycota; Eurotiomycetes; Eurotiales; Aspergillaceae. The transcript has a single exon. The record is from RefSeq and is a predicted model, not a curated record.